AUGGCCUAUUGGGUUGAGCCAAAACCUGCCUUCACGGCCCUUGAUUAUGAUGUUGUGGAGCUCUACGCGGGUCGAGCAAGGAUCACAAACAUUGCCCAGAAGGUCGGAUACCGAGCCAUUGCAGCUGACAAAAACUAUGAUGACAACCCUACUCAAUCGGCCCUCGAGCUCAAUGGCAACGCCGGUUUCACGUUGGCCGUGAUGAUGAUUCUUUCAGGCUCCCCUGCUGGAGCUAUAUCCAUGCUGGGCAUAGAGUGCAGUACCUUCGUGAGCAUGAGCAGGGGUUCGACCAAAAGAGACGAGUUGAAUCCAUGGGGCAAUGUGUCGGCUCCUUCGGUCGCAGCCGCGAACAAGGCAACCAGCAGGCAGGAGAAGCAGCAACCGCAGCUCUUCCUUGCAUGUGCACCAGGCUACCCUAAACCCACACAAACCCUUAUAUAA
This is a messenger RNA of Symbiodinium natans, 441 nucleotides long. The record is from the annotation of a GenBank genome assembly. NCBI's taxonomy places the organism in Eukaryota, Dinophyceae, Suessiales, Symbiodiniaceae.